Ipomoea triloba (trilobed morning glory) is the source of this 1898-nucleotide messenger RNA. Its product is annotated as pectinesterase-like. Gene Ontology annotation, molecular function: pectinesterase inhibitor activity; pectinesterase activity. The coding region runs from base 136 to 1875 and encodes 579 amino acids. Lineage: Eukaryota; Viridiplantae; Streptophyta; Magnoliopsida; Solanales; Convolvulaceae. The transcript has 3 exons. Gene Ontology annotation, biological process: cell wall modification. The record is from RefSeq and is a predicted model, not a curated record.
AAAACAAGUGCUGCAAGUUUGUAAAGUUGAUCAUCAGUCAUCGCUGAUAUAAACCUCUCCACCUCUACUCCUAAAAUCAACCUUCAACUCUCUCAUCUCCGGCAGAACAAACAAUUCUUCGCCGGAAUAUAUACAAUGGCGCGUCUCGGCGACCCGACUGCCCGUUCUAAGGCAAAGAAGAAAAUCUUCCUCGCCGUUUUCGCCUCCUGUCUCCUCGCCGCCACGGUGAUCGGAGUCGUGGUGGGAGUCAAGUCCCGGAAAUCCAACUCCGGCGAACGCGCCGCCCAAAUCCACCCGCUCACGGCCGCCGCCCACGCGAUCGUAAAAUCCUCCUGCACCGCCACAUUGUACCCGGAGCUCUGCUACUCCGCCAUCGCCAACGUCUCCGGCGCGAGCGACAAGGUGAGGAGCCAGAAGGACGUGAUCGAAAUGUCGUUAAACAUAACGACGACGGCCGUGGAGCAAAACUACUUCGUCAUCGAAAAGCUGCUCAAGACCCGAAAAGGACUAACGGAGCGCGAGAAGACGGCGUUACACGACUGCCUGGAAAUGAUCGACGAGACCCUCGACGAGCUCCACGAGACGGAGAAAGACCUGGAGGCCUACCCGAACAAAAAGACGCUAAAGCAACACGCUGAUGACCUCAAAACCCUCGUCAGCGCCGCCAUAACCAACCAGGAGACCUGCCUCGACGGAUUCUCCCACGGCGACGCCGACAAGCACGUGCGCCAGAUCCUACUCAAAGGACAAGCGCACGUGGAAAAGAUGUGCAGCAACGCCUUAGCCAUGAUCAAAAACAUGACGGACACCGACAUUGCCGCCGAGGAGAUGAAAUUGGCCCGGACCGCCGGUAACCGGAAGUUGUCCGAGCAAAAGUGGCCGGAAUGGCUGUCUGUAGGGGACAGGAAACUGCUUCAAUCGUCGACGGUGACACCGAAUGUGGUGGUGGCGGCGGACGGAAGUGGGGACCAUAAGACGGUGAGCGAGGCGGUGGCGAAGGCGCCGGAGAAGAGCAGUAAACGGUACAUAAUUAAGAUCAAGGCCGGAGUUUACAGAGAAAACGUGGAAAUUGGGAAGAAGAAGACUAACCUAAUGUUCAUCGGAGAUGGGAGAAAGAACACUAUCAUCACCGGUAACAGAAACGUGAAAGAUGGCAGCACCACCUUCCAUUCCGCCACCGUUGCUGCGGUGGGAGAGGGAUUUUUGGCUCGGGACAUAACGUUUGAAAACACGGCGGGGCAUGAGAAGCACCAGGCAGUGGCUCUAAGGGUGGGGUCCGACCGGUCGGCAUUCUACCAGUGCGACAUGCUAGGCUACCAAGACACGCUAUACGUGCACUCCCUACGCCAGUUCUACAUCAACUGCCUAAUCGCGGGCACCGUGGACUUCAUCUUCGGCAACGCCGCGGCGGUGUUCCAAGACUGCGACAUCCACGCUCGGCGCCCCGGGUCGGGCCAGAAGAACAUGCUCACGGCCCAAGGCCGGACUGACCCGAACCAGAACACCGGAAUCGUGAUCCAAAAGUGCCGAAUCGCCGCCACUUCGGACCUCAAACCGGUCCAGAAGAAUUUCCCGACAUUCCUCGGGCGCCCGUGGAAGGAGUACUCGAGAACCGUGAUUAUGCAGAGCACAAUCAGCGACGUGAUUGACCCGGCCGGGUGGCAUAUAUGGGCCGACACUUUUGCGCUCAACACUUUGACUUAUCGCGAGUAUCAGAACACUGGGGCGGGCGCGGGGACUUCUAAGAGGGUCACUUGGAAAGGGUAUAAGGUUAUGACUAGUUCCAGUGAAGCCCAAACCUAUACCCCAUCGAACUUCAUUGCUGGGAGUUCUUGGUUGUCGUCCACUACUUUCCCAUUCUCUUUGGGCCUAUGAAGUAUGAACCAUUUUUUAGUGUA